Molecule: messenger RNA, 3586 nt
Organism: Anolis sagrei ordinatus
Lineage: Eukaryota; Metazoa; Chordata; Lepidosauria; Squamata; Anolidae
Gene: NAGLU
Product: N-acetyl-alpha-glucosaminidase
Source: RefSeq, a predicted model, not a curated record
UCUUUAGAACGUUGGCUCCGCGCUCGCUUCCCGGUGGGGGUUUUGUGAUGGCGCUCCGUCGGUGGCUUCUCCUUUCGGCGGUCGCCGCCGUGGCUGCCGGGUCUUUGCCUCCUUUGCAGCCGAAGAUGGAGGACAAGCAGCAGGCGGAGGCGGUGAGGGAGCUGCUGGAGCGGCUGCUGGGCCCUCGGGCUGCCUCCGCCUUCGCGGUGUCCGUCAACCGGUCCUUAGCCGGGCCCAGCGGGCUGGACACUUACAAGCUGAGCUCCAAGGAGCCGGGGGUCGUUGAGGUCGCCGGCUCCAGCGGAGUGGCCGCGGCUUCGGGGAUCUACCGCUAUUUGAAGGAUUUCUGUGGAUGCCACGUUUCCUGGUCAGGUUUGCAGCUCCGACUGCCGGAUCGCCUCCCUCCGGUCCCAACAGAGAUCUUCGUCACCAGCCCCAACAGGUUCCGCUUCUAUCAGAAUGUCUGCACCCAGAGUUAUUCAUACGUGUGGUGGAACUGGGACCGCUGGGAACGGGAGAUCGACUGGAUGGCCCUCCAUGGCAUCAAUAUGGCAUUGGCAUUCACUGGCCAGGAAGCCAUCUGGCAGCGGGUAUAUUUGUCUCUGGGUCUGAACCAAUCAGAAAUUGAUGAAUAUUUUACUGGCCCAGCUUUCCUGGCAUGGAACCGGAUGGGAAACCUGCACACCUGGGCAGGACCUCUGCCCCUGUCAUGGCAUCUGAAACAACUCUACCUGCAGUACAGGAUCCUGGAGAGAAUGCGAACCUUGGGAAUGUUGACAGUACUGCCAGCCUUCUCUGGACACAUCCCUCGUGGUAUUUUAAGAGUUUUCCCUCGGGUCAACGUCACACGGCUAGGGAGUUGGAGUCACUUUGACUGCACCUUCUCAUGUGCCUACCUCUUAUCACCUGAAGAUCCCAUGUUCCAGGUCAUUGGAACCCUCUUUUUGAAGGAACUAAUCAAGGAGUUUGGUACAGAUCACGUGUAUAGUGCUGACACCUUCAAUGAGAUGCGUCCACUCUCUUCAGAUCCUGCCUACCUCUCCCAGGUCAGCGCAGCUGUCUUCCGCUCCAUGACAGGAGCUGAUCCCAGUGCCUUGUGGCUGAUGCAGGGUUGGCUUUUCCAGCACCAACCUGACUUCUGGCAACCAGCUCAAGUCCGAGCCCUCUUGCAGGGUGUGCCUCUUGGCAGGAUGGUGGUGUUGGACCUCUUUGCCGAAUCCAAACCUGUCUACUCUUGGACAGAGUCCUUCUAUGGGCAGCCUUUCAUCUGGUGCAUGCUUCACAACUUUGGUGGGAACCAUGGCCUUUUUGGCACAGUGGAGAGCAUCAACCAGGGUCCCUUCAAAGCCAGAGGUUUCCCCAACUCCACCAUGGUGGGCAUUGGCUUGACCCCUGAAGGCAUUGAACAGAAUGAUGUGAUGUAUGAGCUGAUGACGGACCUGGGCUGGUGUAAGGAGCCAGUCAAUCUUCAGCAGUGGGUGGCCUCGUAUGCCACACAGCGCUACGGCGCCACAAAUGCGCAGGCGAUAGAGGCCUGGCAAAGACUGCUGCAAAGUGUCUACAAUUGCUCGGGUAUUUGCAUCAACCACAACCACAGCCCGCUGGUACACCGUCCAUCUUUGCGAAUGAACAUAGACCUAUGGUACAAUCAGAGUGACGUUUAUGAAGCUUGGAGGCUACUACUGAGUUCAGCCAAAGAGCUUGGCUCCAGCAGCACCUUUAACUACGACUUGGCAGAUGUCACGCGCCAGGCCAUGCAGCAGCUUGUGAGUGACUAUUACCAGGAGAUCAAACAGGCAUUUCAGAGCCACAUGCUAUCUCGCCUCCUUACAGCUGGUGGUGUGUUGGUCUACGACCUUCUCCCAGAAUUGGACAAUCUCUUGGCCAGUGACUGGCGUUUUUUGCUCGGCCGCUGGCUGGAGGAUGCCCGCUCAACAGCCACGAGUGACAGAGAGGCAGAGCUGUAUGACCUCAAUGCCCGCAACCAACUGACCCUCUGGGGGCCCAGUGGCAACAUUUUGGACUAUGCCAAUAAACAGCUGGGAGGCCUGGUGCUGGAUUAUUAUGGGGUGCGUUGGAGCCUCUUUGUUUCCACCUUGGUGGAAUGCCUCAACACGGGGACACCAUUUCACCAAAACCAGUUCAACCAAGCCGUCUUCCAAGUGGAGAGGGGAUUUAUCUACAAUGGGAAACGGUACCCAACUAAGGCUGUCGGUAACACACUGGAGAUAGUCACAAAGAUAUUUCUCAAGUAUUACCCUUCGGCCAUGCAGCGUGGACAUUUGAGAUCUAUGUGACAGAGGCUUCCUCUUUUUAGUUCUUUGCACCAGUAAUGCUACCAACUGGACAGGCCUUUCCUUGUCUUGGUGCUGUGUUUCAGAGCUGAGGCUGCCCAGCUUGUCACAGUACAUUCUUGAAUGCACAUAUUAUUUUCCUCUAUUGCACUGGGAUUGGGGAGGCAAGGGGAGGGGAUGCUAGCUGUCAGAAAAACUUCAGAGGUAAAACCUAGCUGGAAGUACAGCUCUUCAGCCUGGAAAAUUUGCAUCCAAGCUCCCAGUGUUUCUGAUUGGUGAUUAUGCUCAGGAACUCAGCACAUGCUCUUAAGAAUCAGUGGUACUUGUGAUCCACAUGCUCUAGAGCUGGCUCAAAUUGAGCUCAGUACUCAGAAGUGGGGUAUACUGUUUUAGAUUUGGAGGGCUAUGGGUGAUAACAGUGCCUUUCCUCAUACCAUUGGCAUCCUAGCCUGAUGCUCUUCCCUCACCACAUUUCAUUAUCCUUUGCACUCAAGCUCAGUGUGGUUUCUUUAUGCCACUUUCCCAGCCUCUAAAAUACAUCUGAAGGAGAGGACUUUUGUAAGUAAGUCAAGAAGUAUUCAAGCAUUUGAGAGUCUAGAGCAGGAAUUUAUGGCCUUCCAAUGUAAUUAAAUGGAACUUUCUCUCUUUGCUAUUGGGCAGGGCUGAUGGAAGUUGUAGUCCAACAGUCUCAAGGACUAUACAUUUCUCACACCUGAGCUACUAUGACCUUAGGGGGCUUGAAACCAAAAAAAGGAGGUAGGAAAGACGAGACACCGUUUCUUCUUCUUGCUUGCCAGGAGAAAGACUUAAAAGAUACCAAAUUGAAAGCAGUGCUUGUCCUGGGGUUCAUUGGCUGAGAUGAAGUACAAUUAUAAUAAAAGUAGGCAUGAAAUUGUUAUGCAGAAUGCUCUUUUCUGACAGGACAACCUUACAAGAUGAGAGAAGAAUAGUUGGCAUUGUUGGGAGGAAAACACUUAAGUAACGUCCUCCUGUGAUGAUAGCUCUAUGACUGACUUGAGAUGGGGUUUGGGACCUUCCGCACAGUACUUCUAGGUUUUUGGUAUAAAAGGCAAAUACAAUGAAACUGUAAUAUCAACAUUUUUAUUUUUACUGUUUUAUAUAUUCUUCAAUCUGUCUUAACUUUUCAAUGUGCCUUGUGGUCCUUAAAUGACAAAGGGGCAAGUUUACAUAUUGGAUGUAUAUAUUUUGUUCACACAAAAAAUGUUUAAUCUCUGUAAUUAUGUUUGAUUUAAUAUCUAUAUAAAAGUGUUUUUACCUGUGGUAAGAAAGAA